AAAAAGCUCUCUCUUCUUCUUCUUCUUUUUUUUCUCUCUUUUUCUCUCUCUCUCUCUCUCUCUCUCAAACAAAAAGAAAAGAAUAGAAUAGAUGAAGAUGGUUGCAGGAGAUCAAAUCCAAAAGUACUCGACAAUGCCAGAGGUAAUAGAGGAAUUAAAGAGAAUGAAGGACAUUGGUUUACCUAUUGCUGCAAUGGGCCUGGUGGGCUACCUCAAGAACAUGAUUUCAGUUGCAUGCAUGGGAAGGUUAGGCCCUCUUGAACUUGCUGGUGGUGCCCUUGCCAUUGGUUUCACCAACAUCACUGGUUACUCUCUUCUCUCCGGCCUUGCUAUGGGUAUGGAACCUAUUUGUAGUCAAGCUUUUGGUUCUCGAAAUCUUUCUCUAUCAAUUCUCAUUCUUAGAAGAACCAUUCUUAUGUUACUAUGUGCUUCUCUCCCUAUUGGAUUACUAUGGAUUAACCUUGAACCAAUCAUGCUUGGACUUCAACAGAAACCAGAUAUCACAAGAGUAGCAAGUAUUUACUGUCAAUUUGCUCUUCCUGAUCUUAUCUCUAAUAGUUUUCUUCAUCCUCUGCGUAUCUACUUACGUAGCAGAGGAACCACAUGGCCACUAAUGUGGUGCUCUUUCCCUGCUGUCCUUCUACACCUACCCAUCACUGUUUUCUUAGCAUUCAAUCUCCGGCUUGGCGUUUCCGGUGUCGCGGUGGCCAUAGUUAUCACCAAUUUCAAUUCUCUUCUAUUCCUUCUAUGUUACAUGUUCUAUACAAGAACUUCUCAAGAACCUCUAUGUAUGCCUUUAUCUCCACCUACAUCCACAUCAAGUACUAUAGGCGAGGAAUGGGGAAAGUUGUUCAGACUUGCAAUACCCAGUUGUUUAGCGGUUUGUUUGGAAUGGUGGUGGUACGAGUUUCUCACAGUCAUGGCUGGUUAUCUAGGAAAACCUCGAGUAACACUUGCGACAUCGGCGAUUGUUAUACAAACCACUUCUCUAAUGUACACUUUGCCCAUGGCACUUGCUGCUUCAGUGUCUACAAGGGUUGGUAAUGAGCUUGGGGCAGGAAACCCAAGAAAGGCUCGUUUGGCAAGUCAUGUGUCCAUGGGAUUAGCUAUUGUAGCUUCCAUGGUUGGGUUGAUUUGGAAUACUAUAGGGAGACAAGCUUGGGGGAGAGUGUUCACACAAGAUAAUGAGGUUCUUGAGCUGACCAUGGCAGUGUUACCCAUUAUAGGUUUAUGUGAGCUUGGGAAUUGCCCACAGACGACAGGUUGUGGUGUUCUAAGAGGGACUGCAAGGCCAAGCAUUGGUGCUGCCAUAAAUUUCUAUUCCUUUUAUAUGGUGGGAGCACCUGUAGGGAUAUUUCUUGCAAUAGUAUUGAAAGCAGAGUUUAUGGGGCUUUGUUAUGGGUUGUUAGCAGCACAGAUUGCUUGUGCACUCUCAAUUGGAACAGUGAUUUAUAAGACAAAUUGGGAGAGAGAGUCAUUGAAGGCAAGAGACUUGGCUGGAAUUGAGAGAUGUGAAAGGGCACAUGAUGAUGAUGAUGAGGAACAAAUAACAACCAAAUGUGAAGAAGAAGAAGCAGAGUUUCUGAAAGAGGUAACCAUGGAAGCGUGA
Messenger RNA from Telopea speciosissima, 1609 nucleotides. Its product is annotated as protein DETOXIFICATION 55. Gene Ontology annotation, molecular function: antiporter activity; xenobiotic transmembrane transporter activity. Gene Ontology annotation, biological process: xenobiotic detoxification by transmembrane export across the plasma membrane. Lineage: Eukaryota; Viridiplantae; Streptophyta; Magnoliopsida; Proteales; Proteaceae. The transcript is spliced from 2 exons. Gene Ontology annotation, cellular component: membrane. The record is from RefSeq and is a predicted model, not a curated record. The coding region runs from base 92 to 1609 and encodes 505 amino acids.